Molecule: messenger RNA, 1775 nt
Organism: Brassica napus (rape)
Lineage: Eukaryota; Viridiplantae; Streptophyta; Magnoliopsida; Brassicales; Brassicaceae
Exons: 1
Coding region: 338-1495 (385 amino acids)
Source: RefSeq, a predicted model, not a curated record
UAGUUGGUUCAGUUCAAACUUCAAAGUGCUAAAUCUUAAAGCCCACCUAGUAUUGUGUGGUACAGUUGUACAUACUAUUAUGGAAAACAAAUAAAAAAGAGAGAAAAAUACAAAUAAAUGGUCAAAGGCACGCGUCGUCGUGUAAUGUCUUUAUAACUGUUUCUUCUUCCAACAUAUAGCUCUCUUACAAUCGCCUUUCUCUUACAAUCGCCUUCACUUUCUCCGCAAAGAAAAGCCUUCUUCUUCUCUUCCUUUUCUUUCUCCAAUGUGGUCUUAUUAAUGCCUUUGAUCUUCUCCUCUAUCUCUUCAUUUUACAUUUUACAUUGUUCUCUUCGCCAUGCCUUUGCCUUGGAACAAAUCGAAAUCGAAAUCGAAAUCGGGUCGGAUCUCCAGAUUCGUAUCGGACCUCCGACAAUCUCCGAAACGCGGCGGAUCUCUCGUUGUCGAGACUGGAUUCCCAACCUCUCUUAUCGAUCUCUUCGUUAAGAAUCGCGAUCGUCUCAACAAAUCUUCUUCUAAACGUAACAACAACAACAACAACAGCAACAAAGCUCAGACACAAACCGUUCCGACACGACGGCUCGUUUCUUCUCCGCCUCCUCCUUCUCUGCCUCAGAAGCUCGAUCCACCGUCGGAGGAUCUCGCCGCGAGUAAGAUCGAGGAAUGUUUAGUCGCUGCGGAGAAUAGAGACGACAGUGGCAACGACCACGACAGCGGUAAUCGCCGCGGCGGAGGAUGUGUUUUGAUGGUGGUUGCGGUUAAGAUUUUCAUGGUGGCUGUGCUCGCCUUGAGCACGAAGAAGCUAGCAGCGGGGAUCACUCUCUCCGCCUUCUCCCUCCUCUUCCUCGAGCGUGUGUUCACACUCUUAAAUCUCUGCCCCGACGCGCAGGUUCGGCUCGGUACGCUGAUUGGGAAGCUCAUAGGUAGGAAGCGUAUAGAGAAGCUAGAAGAGUCGUCAUCCUCACAGAGAGACAAGGUCUCUUUUGAAAUCAUCGAAAGCGUUGAAGAAUCGAGAGAUUGCGUUGAGGAGAGAGAGGUGCAGAUGAUCAGAGACGUGGUGGUGUUGACGAAAGAGAAGAGUAAAAGCGCGAAGCUGAGAUCAAAGAUUGCGAAGAAGAUUGUGCCGAAGAAGUUGAGGAGUUACAAGAAGAAUAGGAAGAUGAAGCUCAAAGAAAAAGAACAAGCGGUAGAGGUAGUAGAAGAAGAAGAGUCGUUGACUGAAGUGUCGAGUUUGUACUCCGAGGAUAGAGUGGAGAGCAAAGUAUCUGAGGGAGAUGAGAUUGGUUCGAAUCCGCCAUUGUUGGAGAGCUGUGAAGAGAUUGAAGAAGAAGAAGAAGAAGAAGAAUCAAAGGGGGAUCUAACGAAAGCGAUUGUGUUGAUGAUAGUGAUUGCUCUUGCUGGAUUAUUAAGCGGCAAAGUCGUAGCUAUUGGUCUGACACUCUCUUCGUGUCUGAUUCUGAGAUUGGUCUGCUGCAAAUCUCAAACUAGUCUCUGAACACCAAAAAAGACUCGGUCUUUGAGAUAUUUUGUUUUCUUCUGUUUCCGUGGCAGUGGUGGGGCCCACGGAUCAACGGGUUGCGGUGCUGAAAGGGAGUGUUGUUGGGUUGUUGGCAGUUCGAAGCUACAAUUGUUUGCUUAUGAAACUGUAAAUUAAAAAACAAAAUCAUAUGAACAGAGGAAAUUGUUAGUAUUAUAUAAUGGUCAAAGAGUCGAUAAGUUGUUGUUUACUGUGAAGGAAAACAAGUUAAUAGUAUAUUUUGAAAAUUAAUUGUUAA